Molecule: messenger RNA, 1598 nt
Organism: Oncorhynchus kisutch (coho salmon)
Lineage: Eukaryota; Metazoa; Chordata; Actinopteri; Salmoniformes; Salmonidae
Product: tetraspanin-8
Exons: 9
Coding region: 283-1119 (278 amino acids)
Cellular component (GO): membrane
Source: RefSeq, a predicted model, not a curated record
AUGUAACCAAACACCAUUCAGCAGUAUGUCAACAUUAAAGUCCUUGCUCGGUCAAAACGAUACGCCACGCCCAUUGGACCUUAGUUUAUUCUCUGAAGUAUGUAGCGAACAUAGAGCAGCGGAAUAAUUCAGUUUGAGUCGUUAGGCAGUGUCAACAAACUCACGCUGAGAAGAAAAAUCGGUUAAAGAAAUCAGACGAUCCAUUUUCUAGAUUUAAGUUAGCCCCUCUCCGACGUGAACAAUUUAUCUAAGCUGUUGUUUGUAUCAUAACCAAAUAUUAAAAUGGGAAGAAUUCAUAUCUGGGUAAAACGGGCGUUCAUUUGUGUGUGUGUCUUGAUAGGGAUCAUCAGCACCCUCUUGCUGGCCAUCACGUUAUUUGGACAUGGGCACUUCCACCAAUCAAAAGAAAUAGACAAGAUGCUGCCAGGGAUAGCAGUUCUGUAUGUCCUAGAAGCAGCAACCCUGGCCCUUUCAAUCUUUGGGGUCUAUGGAGCUCGCAAGGAGAAGAAGUGGGCUGUGAUUCUGUUUUCUGUAGGUAUGUCACUGGCCAGCCUGUACCUGUUUGUGGAGUGUGUGAAUGGAUAUCAAAGGAAACACGAGAUGGAGGAGUUAAGCAGAAAGGAAGACCUAGCCAUGAUGCCUCUCAGUGGAGCGAAACAAAACGAUAUAGAACAGAUGUACUACUUUCAAGCUAACUUAAAAUGCUGUGGGCUCGUACAAGGCUACCAAGACUGGGGCACAGACAUCCCCAUCUCCUGUCUCUGUUCUGAUGAGGACUCAACAGACUUUAAAUGUGUUGCUCGUGGUAACAAUACAAGAUUUGUUAUUCACUAUCCCAACAGUGAUAUGUCUGAGGAUGAUGACCACAAGGGAUUAAUGGAUGAACACAUGCUGGUAUAUAAAGAGCCAUGUCUUCCCAUCCUGCUCUCUUUCAUGGGCUAUGCAAUCAGCCUGAUGAUAGGAACAUUAGUAGCACUGACAGCAUUAUGGGAUGUUGGAGUUGCCCUGGCCAUCACAAUACUCUGCCAGAUGAGAAGAAAGGUUGAUGUGCCACCUGUGAUCUUCACCUCUCAACCACCUCAAUACAGAGAGCUGUGUGACACAGCAGAGAGUGUCUGAAAUGAAAUAGUCCUCUUAUGAAGGAGACUCAAUGCACUAGUCUGAGUGUCAGUCUGUUUGUGCCACCAUGACAACUCCUGUCACUCAUUUGUGUCAAGCCAAACAAGACAAUGGGUGACAAAGAGUUGACUUGGCAAUGACAGACUCGCACGAUGGCCUUUAUUUAGCUUGGCAAGUCAGUUAGGAACAAAUUCUUAUUUACAAUGACGGCCUACCGGGAAACAGUGGGUUAAACUGCCUUGUUCAGGGGCAGAACGACCGUUGGCAUUGGCAAGACCACAAAUAGGUCUGGGAUCAGGUUAGCAAUGCACUCAUAUUAUGUACAUACUCAUAACACACAUGAAAGGACAACUCAGGACAUUAUUAGACAUUAGACAUCUCUACUGUGUUGUCCAAAGUGUUACUGUUCAACCAUUUAACCAUUGUAGUGCCUCAGUGUUGGUUACAGUGUCUUAAAUAAAGGGACAAGCAUCUUUUAA